Prorocentrum cordatum is the source of this 2208-nucleotide messenger RNA. NCBI's taxonomy places the organism in Eukaryota, Dinophyceae, Prorocentrales, Prorocentraceae. The record is from the annotation of a GenBank genome assembly.
CGAGGCUGAAAAGGAGCUUCGCUGCGCGGCGACGUGCUUCGCUUCCCCGAGCCACCGCUCUCGCGCGCGACGCCCUCGGAAUGCGUAGAGAAACACAAACACGCAUGAGCAUAUACUCCCGGAGGUCCGCGGGGACUUCUUGGAUGGGUACUGUGUCCUCACCCCCUGCGCGCGGAGGGCUCCAGGGAUGCUGCCGGAGGCGCCGCCUGGGGGGCCCGGCGCCGAUCCAAGAGAUCCGCGCGAACUUCCUGAGGCUUGUGAUUUUGCCGGUUUCAUCAGUCGAGCACAGGGACCUCUUUUUGGAACUCCGCGCACGAUGAACACUGACGGCUUCCCAACUGAUGGGAAGGGGACUCAGCCAAGCAUAUAAACUGCUGCGCAUCCGCUCUCUGCUAGUCGAAAAUUGUGUCACGAAACUCGGCCCCUGAAAGCAGGUAUAUGUCCCGGCCGCUCAGCCGAUAGCCUGCUUUCCAAGAUGAUACGGAUGUUACCGUGAAGCAGAAGCCGAGGAGGAGAGGCGGGAGGGGAGGAGGAGGCAGAGGAAGGGGAGGAGAGGGGAUGGAUGUUUCAAAACGGUGUGAGUGCAUGUUCCCAUGAUCCGAACGAUCAUUCAUAUAAACUGGCACUCAUGUAAGAGUUCCACGCGCCACCAUGCAAACUCACACAAUAAGCAAUCGCCCCCCAGGCCGAGCGAAAACACAAUUACCGACAGUGCGAAUAAAGUAUAGUAAAUCGUGAGACGAGACAACUGACAAUUACAUUCGGUUGACCCGCUCAUGCACUGCAGCGGAGGCGGGGGAAAGGAGGAGGACGACGAGCAGAGAACAACACGGGACAUGGCAAAAAGGACAAGGCCCCGAAGCAGCGGACUUGCAAAGCAGGUGCGGUCCCCAGCCCCAAACACAGACACAUACGCGCCCAAACGCGCGCUGUGUAAUACCGCCGGCGAAGCGGAAUCGAACCUUGCAAGUUUAAAGCGGCAGCAGCGGCGGCCGAGGGGGAGAGGCGCAGAAGAUGGGGCCUGCUUGGACUCCUGGGCAUUCUUGGGACGCCCUUCCUGGAUCAUGGCCGUGGCAGGGGCGCGGGGGCGCGCAGGCGGGCGCUUCCCUCUCUUGCGCUCCGCGCAGGCAUCUUUCCCUUCGCCUGGGGGGGGUCCAAGCAUAUCGGGUGACGCUGGCCUCCAGGAUCCCAGCACCGUGCGGUUGCCCUGCCCCGCUUCGACCGCGCGGAGCGCCUGCCGAGGCUACGACUUCCGUGAACUACUCGAUAAAAUGGUAGCGACCGUGCUGGCAGAAGAACGAGCUGCACAGUCUGCUUAUGUACGACGGCACCUGGUGCUCAUAUCACCAACGAGAAGUACACUGACAACAGAAAAAAACACGUAAAACAAACCCAGCCGGCCACACGCGUGCCCACAACAGCUCCGUUCUCUCUGUCGGCUGCAACUGCAGCUCGUGCUAUAACUAAAAAGAAUCAUCCGACCGCCUUCGGAACCCCGAAGAUACUAUGGCCCCAUUACCCCGGCGGCAAGCCCGCGGGGGAAAUGCGAAUGGGCGGGCCUUCUCAGAAGGCUCCGAAGCCUCCCAGCCUUCCGAGAGGUGUCCUAAGCCUUCCCCAAAGGUGCAGGAAACGCCUCCGAAGGCGCGAGGGCUUCUGAGAAGCUCCGACGCCUUCUGAGAAGGCCUUCUCCUCCUCAUUUCCCCCCAUCGCUCGCCGCCUACAUCAGGGAGGGCUGCAGAACCAGAAGCUGGGUGUUGCUAGAAGUGCCCCUGGCCCAAGAUGCCCCGAGGGCUUCCAAGGAGGCCCCCGCGGCCUCCAGAGCACCCCUCACGAGGCCCAAAGGGCCCAGGGGGCUCCAGAAUGGAGCGAAAAGCUGGGGGCACCUUCUGCUAGGGGCACCCCUCGCACCCCCCCCCGAAGAAGGGGAGAUGCCCCGACGCUUGGCUGCUGGCCACCGGCCACGGCGCCGCAGGGCGCGGCAAAUGAUGGAUCAGCCCCUCAGCCAACGCCUCAGUCCCCGCCGCGCGCCCCGGAGUCUGGCCGCCGGGCGCGGGCCCCCCUCGGCGUGCUGCUAUGGGUGCUGCCCGGCGGCGUGGGCUCGUCGCCGCCGGCCGCGGCCUGCUGCCCCGGCGGCGCCCCGAGCUCGUCCUCGGCGGCGCCCUCGCCGCGCGGCCGCCGGCGGAACUUCAGGCCCUGCUCGGACACGCU